AUGUCUUUGGCACGCUCCAUCCCCACCAAAACGCCAUUGGAGCGCAAGCCAACUCCUCCAUCCUCUCACUCUGACGUAUUUGCCUCGUUCCGUUUCCGCGGCACCGUAAUGAAGCGCAACCAGCGGUUCAAACGAGUCGCCAAAUCCAGAUUACCGGUUCGGAGUUCGCUCCCAGUCAAACCCAACCCAUCACCACCACCACCAGACAUUUCUCCCGUUGAAAUGAAAAUCUUGCCAUGCGAUUUCUUCCAAAUCGACGCGCUGGACCUUGCCCCACGUUUACUGGGAAAGUUUCUUCGCCGAGACGACGUCGUUCUUCGUAUCACGGAGGUUGAAGCGUAUAGACCGAACGACUCGGCUUGCCACGGUCGUUUUGGUGUCACUUCAAGAACUGCCCCUGUCUUUGGAGCUGGUGGGCAUGCGUAUGUUUAUCUUUGCUAUGGUGUUCACAUGAUGCUGAAUGUGGUUGCGGACAAGGAAGGUGCUGGAGCUGCUGUUCUGAUACGCUCUUGUGCUCCGAUUAGUGGAUUGGACGUCAUUCAACAGCGCCGAGGUCUGAAAACUGAGAAACCUAUCCUUCUUACCGGUCCUGGGAAGGUUGGUCAGGCAUUGGGUCUAACGACAGAGUGGUCCAACCAUCCUCUCUAUACACCUGGUGGUUUGGAAGUCUUAGAUGGUCCAGAGCCGGAAAACAUAUUGGUAGGUCCACGUGUUGGUAUCCAAUACGCUUUGCCAGAGCAUGUCAAUGCCUUGUGGAGAUUUGCCAUUGCAGGCACCCCUUGGAUUAGUGCUCCCAAAAAUACUCUCAGACCUCCCUUCAUCUCCCACAGUUAUCCUGAGAAAAAAGCAACACGUUUUUCUACCAGUACCUUUGGCCGUAAUGGCUUACCCUAUCUGACCAACCCUCCUAGUCAGGAGUUGAAUGUGGCACUAGAGAAUGAGUUGGCGAGCAUCAAGGUAACUGUAGCAGCUAUACAAAUCAAAACUGAUGAGAAACAAGCUCAGCUCAUAGUGUUCCUUACAAAGAACAUCACCGAAGGAAAAGAUGGGUCAGUGUUCAAUGGACCCAAAAGCAAAUGGACAACAAAUGACAAAGCCGAUGAGGUUAAGCAAAUCUCAGAAACCAGACAUUUUGGUGGAGUUUUGGGUCAGGUUAUACAAACCAAAAUGGGUCAUCUAACCCAAGUAGCCCAAACACUAUGGGCCGCAGUAAUGGUCAAAGUGUCAAUUGAAGAUUAUGCUAUCAAAGCAACAAUUGAAGAUCAUGCUAUCAAAGAAUCAAAUGAUGACGAGGGAGAAACUAAUGUUCAAUAA
Sphenostylis stenocarpa is the source of this 1314-nucleotide messenger RNA. The record is from the annotation of a GenBank genome assembly. NCBI's taxonomy places the organism in Eukaryota, Viridiplantae, Streptophyta, Magnoliopsida, Fabales, Fabaceae.